ACCUCCCUCUCUCUCGAAGCCUCAUCUCUCUACCACCAACUGAACCCCACGCAUUCUCCCACCGCAACUCCGCCCCUGACCACCGCAACUCCGCCGUGCGUAGCUUGAAAGGAAACUCCAAUUCGACGCUCCAGAGUGCUCCGUAGCUUCACUUUCAGAGGGUAUAUCUAAUGGCAAUCGUGCCUGGUGGGAGUACAUGGGUGGCUCGAUGGGGAGUUCAACCUCAAUUAGUGUCCAGAGCUUCUUUAACAAGCAAGUCGUUUAUGCAUUUGCCUCUUGUUCCGAUCAAUACAAGAGAAUUGGCAUCACCAUGUUCUGCCUUCUGUUCACAAGGUUCUCUGCAUGCACUGUGUGAUAUGGGGUCAUUUGGCAAAUCUCAUCACAGAAGAGGUGGCCGCCUCGUUGUUAGAGCUGAAAGUGAUUUUUAUUCAGUACUUGGCGUGUCAAAGAAUUCUAGCAAAGCAGAAAUAAAAAGUGCAUAUAGGAAGCUUGCAAGGAGUUACCAUCCUGAUGUGAACAAAGAACCAGGAGCUGAACAAAAAUUCAAGGACAUUAGCAAUGCUUAUGAGGUUUUAUCAGAUGAUGAGAAGCGAUCCAUAUAUGACAGGUAUGGGGAGGCUGGGCUUAAAGGUGCUGGCGUUGGCACAGGGGAUUUUAGCAACCCAUUUGAUCUCUUUGAAUCAUUGUUUGAUGGCUUGGGUGGGAUGGGCGGGAUGGGUGGCAUGGGAGGAAGAAGUCAACGUAACAGGGCUACACAAGGGGAAGACCAGGGUUACAAUCUGGUUCUAAACUUCAAAGAAGCCAUAUUUGGUGUUGAAAAGGAGAUUGAAGUAACCCGGCUCGAGAGCUGUGGAACUUGCAACGGGUCCGGUGCCAAACCCGGGACGAAUGCAUCCAAAUGCACCACAUGUGGUGGUCAAGGUCAAGUCAUCUCGUCGGCUAGAACCCCAUUGGGCGUGUUUCAGCAAGUCAUGACCUGCUCUUCUUGUAACGGAAGUGGUGAAAUCUCCACUCCUUGUAAUACAUGCAGCGGAGAUGGACGAGUAAGAAAAUCCAAGCGGAUCAGCCUCAAAGUUCCGGCCGGAGUGGACGCAGGCAGCCGUUUGCGGGUCCGGUCCGAGGGCAACGCUGGAAGGAAAGGUGGACCCCCCGGAGACCUAUUUGUGAUGAUCGACGUUCUUUCAGAUCCCGUUCUGAAACGGGAUGACACAAACAUUCUCUACACUUGCAAAAUCACGUAUAUCGACGCUAUAUUGGGGACGACAAUGAAGGUGCCGACGGUCGAUGGGAUGGUGGAUCUGAAAAUCCCGUCCGGGACCCAGCCGGGGACGACGCUGGUGAUGGCAAAGAAGGGGGUGCCGGUCUUGAACAAGAACAACAUGAGGGGUGAUCAGUUGGUGAGAGUGCAGGUCGAGAUACCGAAACGGUUGAGCGGAGACGAGAGGAAGCUAAUCGAAGAGCUUUCAAACCUCAAGAAGGGAAAAGUUCCCAACAGCAGCAGUAUAUAAUAGGGUAAACGGGAACCGAAAAUUUUACGGUUUCUUUCACAAAUUUCAGUUGCAAGGUUUUACCCACAGUUGAAUCACCAAGUUCGUCAUGGAUUUGUUGAAGGGACCGCAAAUUAGUGCGGUUUUUGGGGUGUAGAUCAUGUAAGGCAAAUCUAUACAUGGUUUAUAUAAUACUGGCUGCUGGUGUGAAGUAGAGAGGGAUUCAUAUAAUUUAUUGCUAAAUAUCUUUGGCAGGAUUUUGGAUUUUGGAUCUUGGAUUUUGCUUAUAAAAGUGUAAAUUGGUGCGCACAUUAAUUACCCUUUGUUGAUUGACAUCCAUUAU
Cynara cardunculus var. scolymus (artichoke) is the source of this 1830-nucleotide messenger RNA. RefSeq names its product chaperone protein dnaJ A7A, chloroplastic-like. Bases 171 to 1508 code for a protein of 445 amino acids. The transcript has 8 exons. Gene Ontology annotation, cellular component: cytoplasm. Gene Ontology annotation, biological process: protein refolding; response to heat. The record is from RefSeq and is a predicted model, not a curated record. Gene Ontology annotation, molecular function: heat shock protein binding; ATP binding. NCBI's taxonomy places the organism in Eukaryota, Viridiplantae, Streptophyta, Magnoliopsida, Asterales, Asteraceae.